Molecule: messenger RNA, 1236 nt
Organism: Diversispora eburnea
Lineage: Eukaryota; Fungi; Glomeromycota; Glomeromycetes; Diversisporales; Diversisporaceae
Source: the annotation of a GenBank genome assembly
AUGACAUACGUCAACACCAUAUUUGUCGAUGGCCCUUUGGAGGUGCAGGCGUUGGAAUAUGCAACUUAUGUAUCAAAACUUAAGGGCGAACCCGAAGAUAAUAGCGCAUUUAUAAAAGAGGUGAACGCUUUAUUGGAAGAAAAAAAUUUAGAACAAAUGUAUCAAAAAUUUUCAGUAGCAACAUCAAUAUUGCUGGAUGCACCAGAAAAAGAAUUCGAAGCUGUAUAUAAUCUUCUUAUCGCCAUUUUAAAAUCUGCAUCCCCUCAAACACAUCCGUCUUUAAUAAAAGCAUCUAUUAAAAUUUUAGUGGAAGAUGAACGUGAUAAAACCAUUCAAAAACUUAAAGUACUCCAAAAUUUAUAUAAUACUUUAGAAAUCACUUCUCCUCUUCGCUAUAAUGUAUUUAUUGCAAUACUUAAUAUUGCCACCAAAAAUGAUGAAAUUGAGACCGUACUUCCUCAAUUGUCACGACUGGAUGAUUGGGUAAAGGAAUGGUCAAUUACUACAGAUCAAGUUCGAGAGCUUUACUUAACUGUCUCUGAUAAAUUAAAAGAAACUGGAGAAGUUAAACGAUCCCACGACUUCCUAUUAAAGUACCUUGCGACAUACACUUCAUCGGACGAUGUUUCCGCAAUUAAACCUGUUGUACGGAGAGCAGUGGUCGAAGCUAUUCAAUUGCCCGAAAUCUUAAACUUCGAAAGUUUACUUGAAUUAAGUGCUAUUCAAUCACUAAAAGGAGAUGAACAUUUUGAAUUAUUGAAAGUGUUUUUAAGUGGGAAUUUAAAAGAAUAUAAAACUUUUGUCGAAACCAAUCCUGGGGUUAUUGAAAAAUUGGGACUACAGAAUGAGGAUAAUAUUCGAAAGAUUCGCUUGUUAACUUUGGCUUCAUUGGCGUCUGAACACGUUGCGCACGAAAUUACCUAUCAAACAAUUGCAAAAGCUCUCGAAAUCGAAGAAGAAGAAGUAGAAAUGUGGACGAUCGAUGCAAAAAUAAAUCAAGUACGCAAGACAAUUUUAGUAAAUCGAUCAACAUAUCGAACAUUCACGAAGGAGCAAUGGCAACAGCUUUCUAGUAAGCUUGAUGGUUGGAGACAAUCUCUAACGGAUAUUUUACAGGUGAUUGCAAAUGCAAAAUUAAUUACUCAACAUUCAAAUGUAAAUGCGAACGUUGAAUCUGGUUCAGUAGUAGUGGUUGAUGGUGUUAAUGGACAAGAAGAAGAAGGUUCCGGAAAUUGA